GGCUCAGUAAAGCAAUGGGGCCCUUCACGUCAGGGUUGGUUUGUUGGUGGGGGUGUGCUGGGGUUUCAGUGCCAAACUCUGAAAGUAAUUGGAUUCUUGUCAUUUUUUGUUUGGCUGUAUUCAGACUGCAACAUGGCGACGCUUGAGAACAUUUUGUUAUGGAACUUGAUGGCUGCAGUAAUCGUCUUGGGUCAAGCAAGGCCAAAUGUGAAGCUUAACUCGCAGUCAAGCAGUGGUUUAAGGUCAGAGUGUGCGGCUAAUCUCAUGAGGCUGUCCUUGGACGAGGCUCUAGCAGUGGGGAACCAGCUCGAAGUGGAGGCCGUCAAUGGCACCCAGCACAUUGUGUUAACACCCAGCUUGGCUGCUCAGUGUGGAUAUAGCAUGGAGUCUGACCCCUGGGGUAACACCAGAAUCUACACAUCUCUGAUGGGCUGCUAUGUGGACAACAAAGAUGAUACAACAUUCAGCGUCGGCUUGAGACUCCGAAUGUACGGCCAGAGUCCCUCGGACGUGGUCAGUCACGAUGUGACGCAGACUUGCAGCUACACUCGGUGGGCCUCCAGAGAGAUUCUCUGCGACAGGAACUACAUGGAAGUGUCGAACCACUUGGCUACACCUGAUCCACAAGCUGAAGCAAAGGGGCAGAGUCAGGAUGUGAAGGUCAACACCAUUCCUGACGCCUCUGGUGCAGAACAUGGUAUCUGGAAGAUGACGUUUUUCACCCCAGAACCAGUGUCAAUGGUGCUGAAGGAGGCUGAGCAGGCCGGCUACGGGGCUACGACCACCUCCACCCGUCUGGUUAUGCGAAGCCCGUACAAUACAGCCGAGACGUACUCGGAGGAUGUGGCUGGAGUCCCCAUGGAGGUUUUCAGGGCAAGCGCUUACUACAAAGCACCACAUGGUUUGAGUAUGGUGAACCUGGCAGCUGCUUGUCCCACAGGUGGCGUCCUCUUCACCGACGACGUAAUCUCUUGGCACGUACCUCGCCGUGUGACACCUCUGGUGCACGGCAACUUUAAAAUCCUAGAAAUGCACAUGGGCAUCAACGGGCAGCGGCUGGACAAGCCUCAGAUGGCGGCGCAGGGGUACAGGCUGUCCACCACAGACUUCCACAUCGUCAUCGAAAUCCCAGUGGGCUCGCCUGAUGGUUACUACAAGAGCCAUGCCCCAGAUUACCAGUACCACAUCACCUACAUUGUGGAGCCCAUGCUUGAGGUACUGUGGAGGGCAGAUGACACCCACGAUGAUACCAGAUACAAGGUUUUGUUCCCUAUCACCACCCCUCUGAUGCCCCGACCGCCCCACGUCCAAGACAACACCGUCCCAGAGGCCCGGCUGUUCAGCGUUCACUUGGGGACCUUCCUUCAUGAUGUGGUGCUGAGGAACAUCACCUUCUCCACCGGGGUUCUCACUGUUGAGGAGUGCAACGCCAGAGGCUUCACGGUCCAGGAGCACGGCUUCCCCAAUGGCACAAAGAGCUUCUCUCUACAAGUGCCCUUUGAUGCUGACGUUGUCCUGAAACACAAUCCUGAACGCUUGGUUACGACCUACACCCUCCCUCUGAUCUUUGGGUUCAUGAUCCAGCCUGAAGAAACUCCAUUUGCCCAUCCAGUGGACGUGCAGGCAUCUCUGCAGGAUGUUGUGCUGCCCACCAUCACUGGCACCUGUGACCACAACCAGUUCUACAUCAGCGUGAAAUUCGGCAGCCAAGGCUCCAAUUUCCAGGCCAUGGUUGGAAUUCGAGAGCUAACACCGGAGAUGGCCGAGGACUACCACUUCCAAGAAAACAGUACCCACUUGAGCCUUAUACUGCCGUACACCGCCCAGGACACAGUGUUUGAGCUGAUCACGGCAUAUUCAGUCAGAGCCAGAGUCGACAUGCUUGUGUUUGAUCACAACAACUGGGUGCUGGCUGAUCUCUACCUGUCCUGCAACUUCCCCCUAAUGACAACUCAGUGUUACCCCAAUGGAACAAUGACCGCUGUGGCUGUGAAGGUGGAGUCGGUGCCUAAUCUGGAGCCAAGCUGGUUGACUCUGAGGGACCAGUCCUGUAAACCAGUGUUCAGUGACAGUCGCUUUGCAUAUUUCUCUUUCAGUGUUGACUCCUGUGGGACCACAAGAACGUUCUUUGACCACUACAUGAUGUAUGAGAAUGAGAUCAGCCUGUAUUACAACAACAAAGGAGCAGCCUACACAUCACCAGUUGAUCCAGAAUACAGGCAAACUAUUUCCUGCUACUACAUGGUUAAUAAGACUCAGACUGUUGCAUUCAGCGCUAAACAAAGAAGCUAUGAGCCCACAGCAGAGAUUGGCUCAGGGCAGCUGUUGGCGCAGAUGAGGCUAGCUCAAGAUUCAUCAUACAAUCUCUUCUACCAAGCAGAAGACUAUCCAGUACAGAAAUAUCUGAGGCAGCCUCUGUAUUUUGAGGUGGAGCUGAUGGAGUCUACUGACCCACAUUUGGAGCUCAUCGUGGAGAACUGCUGGGCCACCCUCAAUGAAGACCAGACAUCUCUGCCCAGCUGGGACAUCAUUGUGGACGGCUGUGAGAACCGUGACGACAGCUAUGUGACAGUUUUCCAUCCUGUCGUGAGCAGCGCCAGGGUUUUGGUCCCAUCCCACGUCAAGCGCUUCUCCAUGAAGAUGUUCACCUUCACUAAAGACGAAGAGGUUCUGAAAGACGAGAUUUAUGUCCACUGUGAGGCGGUGAUAUGUGACACAAACAGCCAAGCAGACAGUUCCUGCAGAGGCCAGUGUGUGCAUCUUGCAGGCACGGCUAACUCUAGACACCAAGGGAUAAAAGGAGGAGUGAAGAGAGAGCGAAGAAGUACAGACUCCUCCCUCCACAGGCAGAUCUCCUCUGGACCUAUUCACAUAUUGAACACUCGGUCAAAACUCUGAAUAAACAAAG
Epinephelus fuscoguttatus (brown-marbled grouper) is the source of this 2908-nucleotide messenger RNA. It is a transcript of the gene zpax1, whose product is annotated as zona pellucida protein AX 1. Lineage: Eukaryota; Metazoa; Chordata; Actinopteri; Perciformes; Serranidae. The coding region runs from base 133 to 2898 and encodes 921 amino acids. The transcript is spliced from 21 exons. The record is from RefSeq and is a predicted model, not a curated record.